Plenodomus lingam JN3 is the source of this 681-nucleotide messenger RNA. RefSeq lists its product as uncharacterized. The record is from RefSeq and is a predicted model, not a curated record. NCBI's taxonomy places the organism in Eukaryota, Fungi, Ascomycota, Dothideomycetes, Pleosporales, Leptosphaeriaceae.
AUGUCUCACACCCCAUCCCCCAACUCCAAUAAGCCCUCCCCAUCCAUCUACCCAUACCGCGUCUCCCCCUCCCUCUCUCCCAACCCCAUCCCCCAACCACACUUUCCCAUCGUCCCCGCCACCAUCCUCAACACCAACACUCACCACCCCCAACUCCUCUCCCGCACAGCAUCAGGAACCCUCUUCGCCGCACCACACUCUGCUUACCCCGACCUCCCCCCUAGUCUGGCCUUGCAUGCUGGAUAUGUGUGCGGUGGUGCUCGCGUUCAUGCGUUUCGUGGGUUGCGUCGUGUUAGGCGUACACUGUUGUCAUCACCGCCAACCCAAUUGCCAUCCCCAUCACCACAAUCACCACCCCAACACCCACCUCACCCCCUCCCCUCCCCUUACAUCUCCAGCAAAACUGCCCCGCACAUCGCAAAUACGCAUGCGGUCUCGCCCCAUGUGCAGACAGAGGUUGUGUCGUUUGGCUGUGUGCUGGCUGCGCGUGGUGUGCUGGGGGGCGAUGUUGAAGUUUGGCGAAGGAGUUGGGUGGCUGUUUUUGAGGGGGAUGAGGAUGAGGAUGGAGGACUGGGAGAUGUUGGGGGUAGAGUGGUGGAUGGGAUGGGUGAGCGGGAUGGUGAGAAGUCUGAGAGAGAGGAUGUGUGGGUGGUGGUUGGGCGGGAGUAUGGGGGUUUGUGA